AUGGCUAAUAAACUCUUGCCUGCUGCCGUCGUAGCUUCUCGCUCAAAACAUUCUGCUACAUUGAUUUUCUUACAUGGAUUGGGUGACACAGGGCAUGGUUGGUCGGAUGCUUUGAAGGAAUAUGUUCCGGACUACUUCAAGAUUAUAUGUCCUCAUGCGAAUUCAAUACCAGUUACACUCAAUGGAGGGAUGUGCAUGCCAGCAUGGUACGACAUAUAUGCUUUAAGUGAAAACGCCAAACAAGAUGAAGCAGGAAUAAAAGAGGCAUCGCUUGAAUUAGGAAAAUUCGUUGAUGCAGAAAUAAAAGCCGGAGUCCCCAUCGGGAAUAUAGUUAUCGGAGGUUUUUCGCAAGGUGGUUCAGUGGCCCUUUAUAAUGCACUAACGAGCACUUUACAGUAUGGUGGAGUUGUUGCUUUCAGUUGUUGGCUUCCACUCCAUACAAAAUUUAUGUCCUCACCCACACUCUUGACUAUGCCCAAGGAUGUACCAGUUUUCCAGUGUCAUGGAUUGGAGGAUUAUACAAUUCCCUUUGCCAUGGGAAAGCUAACUCAUGAGCUUUUAAAAACUUUCCAGUUAUCCAAAUGUGAACUCAACUGUUAUCCUCAAUUAUCUCACUCAUCAUGUGAAAAGGAAAUGGGAGAUCUCCGAACGUUCUUGUCAAAAAACAUACCUGCUUGCUGACUUUUGUUACCGUAUGGUCAUAAUUGUCAAUAUAUGAAAGUUGUUCUACAGCAAUCCUAACUACAAGUAUUAAUCUUUUCACUAAGUUCUUGACUUCUAUUGCUUGGCGUCAUCCGGUUUGUCUAGUUCACGUACAUCCUGUCUCGUAUCUGAAGAAUUCGCCAAAUGUUUGUAAUUCGGAAUCACCGCAGGCUAUUUGAAAUAUAACCAUUUCUCAUUUUCCUAACUGUUACAUUCACUGAAUUGAUUUGAGGUGUAGUAAGAUGAAUUGACGCAAAUUCGUUUUAGAUCCUUCUUUGUUUUUAACUAACUGACUAUGUUUUCAGCAAUUUUAAUUAUGUAGCAUUGAUAAAAUCUCACUGAUUGAUUUUCUCUCCAAUGGUCUAUCAAAUAGUAAAACUUCAUAACAACAUUGAGAAGCUAAGUUUUAUGAGUGUACCGCUAAACUGUAAAAUAUCUAACUUCAGAAAAUCAAGAGAUGUCUGUUUUGAAAAAUAGUUUUAAUUUUAGACCAAUUUCGAUGUUACUUUUUUAAGAUUAUCUGUUUGAAUAAUAUUUAUGUAGACUUUUUUUUAUUUAUAUUUAUGAGAGUUUCGUUUGAAUGUUUUUUCUUUUCAUGAAAAGAAACAAUUCCUGGGCUUGUUUUCUUAUUUAUUAAUUCUUGUUACUAGCAGAUAUCGAUGUUGGUUUGUUCUCUGAGCUG
Messenger RNA from Schistosoma rodhaini, 1384 nucleotides. The record is from the annotation of a GenBank genome assembly. Lineage: Eukaryota; Metazoa; Platyhelminthes; Trematoda; Strigeidida; Schistosomatidae.